UAGUGAAGUUGGUCAGAACAUAAACCGACUUCAGAAUGAUGGGAUGAGAAAAAAUGACAUGGGCUAUCUUUGUAAGGACCAAAAUCCAAAUCACUUAAAUGAGCAGAGAGUUGGUAAUGCCGGAGACAUUUUGAAUCAGAUAGAUGAUUCAAACGAAGACUGAUGUCCAGAUGACACCACCAGAUGCUGAGAUCUUAGGGAAACUAAAGGGGGAAGUAAAAAGAGUUAGUGAAGAAGGAUAUGUUCUUCAGAGUACAAAUGAAGGUUCGGAGAAGCCAUCCACUGCAUUCAAUCAUAGAGAUGUUCCGUCGGUUGAUAUUAAGAGACAUGAAUCUACUCCGAAGAGAAAUCUGGUUUUAAAUCCAUGUUCACGACUCAAGUUGUUUAGGAGUCCAGGAUCAAUCAGCUACAGAAGAUUGCUUCCAUUUCUUAUGGACAUGGAAAAGACUAACUCUGCUGCCAAUAUUGAUAAGGAUUUGAAACAAAAGCAACUGUCACCAGUGACUCCUAAUCAGCAAGAAACACCAAUGGAUAAAUCAAACGGCUUGAAAUUUCAAUCAAAGCAUCAAGUUUGUGAUCCCGAUACUCUACCGACACCACAACUAGUGACAGCUAAUGGCUCAUCUAACGAUGGUGGACAGAAUCUAACUUCUCCAGAGCACGUCCAUGAAUCUCAAAUGCCAAUUGAUUUACAAGAUGAACAUUAUCAGUCAGUGAAAGACGGUGCAAUAUCAAUCAGUGAACUGGAAACACGCCCUGAGAUAAUGAGUUCCGAACAAGAAACAGUCACUGUGUUAUGCCCCAGUACUUGUGAAGCCACUUCCAUAAAAGACGGUGCAAUAUCAGUCAGUGAUUCAUUAUCUUAUAAACCUGAAGAGGAAGGCAUAAGUUCAAGAACAGCAUUAUCUAAUGGUGGGAAGCCACUUCAAGCUAAUAGCUUGUCUCAGAACUCAUCCGAAAUUGCUGCCACAGUUUCUUCAGGUAUUCAUGAAGUUGGUCCCAGAAAAGGAAUCCUUAAAAGAAAUCCACGAGGAUGCAGAGGACUCUGCUCGUGUUUGAAUUGUGCUUCAUUUAGACUCCAUGCAGAGAGAGCAUUUGAGUUCUCUAGAAAUCAGAUGCAAGAUGCUGAAGAAGUAGCCUUAGAUUUGAUGAAGGAACUAUCCAAUUUACGUAAGAUAUUAGAAUUAACAGCUGCUAGUGCAACUAAUCCCAGCAUGAACUUAAAUGAGGUUAAAGAAGCUUGCAGGAGAGCAUCUGAAGCGGAAGGCAUUGCAAGAAACCGCCUCAGUGAAAUGAAUUAUGAUCUCAACAUUCACUCCAGAGUCACAUGCUUUCAGGAACCAAGUGUCACAUUUGCAAAUUACGUUGAAGAAAAAGUCAUUCCGAAAGAAAAGUUUUCAAGCAGCUAGUGUCAGAUCACGAGAAAGAGAGUAAACAAAGAAUUGCAUUCUUUGUGGCUAGGUUAGAUUAGGUUGGAUUAUGGGAACCGUUUGUAUUUGCAGGAGGACUUGGUUGGAUUGACAUCCACGAUGUUUCUAAAUGCACAAGUUUGUGGAACAUGUAUCAAUCCUGUAUCUCGGGACGACAUUGUUAUAGAUUCAGAUUUCUGUAAAACUUCUGUUGUGUGAAUUAGAGUUAUUUGAAUUUUGAGAUACUUUGUAGGGAA
Messenger RNA from Pyrus x bretschneideri (Chinese white pear), 1666 nucleotides. RefSeq lists its product as uncharacterized. The transcript has 5 exons. The record is from RefSeq and is a predicted model, not a curated record. The coding region runs from base 144 to 1409 and encodes 421 amino acids. Lineage: Eukaryota; Viridiplantae; Streptophyta; Magnoliopsida; Rosales; Rosaceae.